Motacilla alba alba is the source of this 7727-nucleotide messenger RNA. It is a transcript of the gene ASAP2, whose product is annotated as ArfGAP with SH3 domain, ankyrin repeat and PH domain 2. Gene Ontology annotation, biological process: positive regulation of GTPase activity. Gene Ontology annotation, molecular function: GTPase activator activity; protein binding. The record is from RefSeq and is a predicted model, not a curated record. The transcript is spliced from 25 exons. Gene Ontology annotation, cellular component: cytoplasm. The coding region runs from base 2574 to 5159 and encodes 861 amino acids. Lineage: Eukaryota; Metazoa; Chordata; Aves; Passeriformes; Motacillidae.
GCUUUUCAAAUUGAAGUAGUAAAAAUAGUCUUAUAUUGGAAAAUGAAUGGGUGAGGCCAUUCACUUUGUAUCUCUUUGACUUUACUGUUGUAAUUCUUCAUCCUGUAUUUCAGCUUUGCUUGUCUGUUAUGCACAUCUGACCUCACUGUAUAUUACUUGUGUGCAGCUGUCUUGUAAAUGGACUGACGUGUGCUCACAUUUUAAUCUUAGUCAGCAAAGUGUGUAUAUGUGAUAUGUGCUGCAUGAGCUCCAAGAAUAGCAGCAUUACAAAACAUUUGCUGCUUUCUUAUUGUUUCUAGGGUAUUUUUUUGAGUUUUCACAAUUUUGUUAUUCAUUUGAGUUAAUUGAUCUGCCUGGAAAACCUGAAUACCCUGCAACAUUUGGAAGUCUCACAGUGUAGUAUUACAGGACUGUCUUUGCCAAAAGGAUUUGGUUAAUGUCACAAUAGACUGACACUUGAAGCUGAGUUGAUCCUUGCAUUUGGAUAGAACACUCAGCCAGCCUUUAGCACUCAGAAGACUUGCAUGCAAAAGGGCUGUGAGGGGUUUCUUUGUUUCCCUAGAAACAAAGUGUCCUGUAGUAUCAGUCACAUAGGAGGUAGCCUAUAAUUGUGGCAAACAACAGGUUAAGUUCUGAAUUACAAAGAUGAAGAUGUAGUUAGAUAUUAGAAGUAAAAUAAUGAGGAAAUGUAAGUGUGACAUGCACGAGGCAUGUAUCUCUGAUACUUGUCACUGAGAGGUGAUUUGGGGUUUUUGGUAAAGUAUCUUUUUGAGUUUUUGAAAACAGGCGGCCUGAAGCUCCACCAAAUGGCUUCAAGGAUAUCUUUCUCUGAAUUGCUUGAUAGAGGUCAGUAUAUUUUCAUCUUGGUUUAACUAUUCUUUUGUCUGUGGAGUAUGAUUUAUCCUUUAAAGAGCAGAAAGCACUCUGUCACCAAAAUCUGGCUUUCCUUAGGAGGAGUACAAUGUAUGCUGUGGUAUUGCGUGUAAUGUUUGACUGUUUGGCAGUGUUAGCUGUCUUUUAGUUUAACUAGCAUUGACAGAUACCUUAUGACUUGCUAAUAAACUCCUAAGAUUUUGGAGGUGGUUUCAUUUUCUUCUGCUUGAGUAUUGUUCUCUGUAAAAAAUGAAAAUACUAUACAAUGGUAAUUGGUAGUUAUUAGCCUUCUCACACCUGGUCACGUUAGUGAGUUCUCUGGCCUCAAGAACUGUUAGGUUAAUUCGGAAAUUGAGAGAACAGAAACACCCUGGAUCUUUCCUCUGAGGUUUCGGCUGUUUUAGAACUAUCAAGUAUGAUAUAAUGUAAAUUCUUCUAGAGUGUGGGCUAGAAACGAGCUGCAUAUUCUUAAUUUUCUGUGUGUGAAUCUUUUUUGUAGUGGUUUCUCUUUCUUGUUCAGGUUAAUUCUUGUCUGGUUAAUUCUUGUUUCUGGGCUCUUGUUUUCUGUGCCUUCAAAAUAGCAUAAUUGGUAGUAAUUUGGGUAAGAGUGAGGACUUACUGUUCAUGAAAACAGAACAUUCUGGAAUUGAGUUUUAAUUCAGGCAACUGGAGGUUUUCAGAACAUUUUUUUCAAAGGAGAGGAGCUUCCUUCCAAACGUCUGCUUCUGGCGGGAUGUGAUGGGCUGAGGAGGAGCUGGCUGGCUGUGCUGGCUGCUGCAGUACUGCACAGGGCUGGCUCUGCUGUGCCUGCCCGUGAUGAGAACACAGUGGGGCUUCUUGAAUUGCUGCUCAAAAUUCUUCCCAGUGGGAAUGUUGCAGGGAAGAAUUAAUGGAAUUAGUUCUUGUUUUCUCUUGCUGCUUGAGGUGUAAUAGGAGGCAGUUCCUCAUUUAUGAGAAGUGUAAGUACAGAAUAUUUUGUUGUGUGGAAGUCCUUAGACCUUCUAGACAUUUUCCCAUAAGCUGUUAGGGUAAUGUUAACAUCAGGUUAAGAGAGUACUUGAGACAUGUCACCUUUUCAGAGAGAGAGCUAAGAGACACUUGACUCUACCUCUACCCAAGAGGAGGUAGGACAGUUGUGUGUGUUAUUUGUUCCUCUGAUCUCCUUCCUGUAUUCCUUGUUCAAAAGCAGUAUAGCAUUUCCUCAGGAAGCUCUUUUCAGAAUUUGAGGUUCUAAACAGUAUGAGUGGCAAACUAAAAGUCUUGAAAAAGUUAAUACCUUUACGUAUUUUCUUUCCUUAAUAUAUACAUAUAUGUAUUUAUAUGAGACUUACCUAACUGGGUUGUCAAAUUAUGCUGCAUUUAGGAAUAAUAUGGAGAAUAGCUUUAACAAAUGGAGAAGUGAGUUUAUGGGAAUAGGCCAGGCAUUGGUUAUUCAUUUAUAUUCUGCAGGAGAACCUGUUUUAUUCAGAGCUCUUGGAAAAUGUUCAUGGAAACUUUUAGGGAAUUAGGACAGCUGGUCUAGCAGACUUUGAAGUCUGCAACACAGCCGGCUGGUCGGCAUUCCCAGUGCCAACUGGCUCAGCAGCAAGUAGAGACAGCAACUGUGAUUUUGGCUUAGGAAACCCUGUAUAUAUAGAAGAUGACUUGAUGACAGUACAAAAAUAGAGAAGGAGAAAAAAGAGCAUGCUAAGCUUCAUGGGAUGAUUCGUACAGAAAUAAGUGGAGCUGAAAUUGCAGAAGAGAUGGAGAAAGAAAGAAGGUUCUUCCAGUUACAGAUGUGUGAAUACCUGCUGAAAGUCAAUGAAAUCAAGAUUAAAAAAGGAGUGGACUUGCUUCAGAACUUGAUCAAGUAUUUUCAUGCUCAGUGCAAUUUCUUUCAGGAUGGGUUAAAAGCAGUUGAAAGUCUCAAACCUUCAAUUGAGACGCUCUCGACAGAUCUUUAUACAAUUAAACAAGCACAAGAUGAAGAACGAAGACAAUUAACACAGCUCAGAGAUAUUUUAAAAUCAGCACUCCAAGUUGAUCAGAAAGAGUCUAGGAGAGAUUCUCAGAUUCGUCAGAGUACAGCUUACAGUUUACAUCAGCCUCAGGGAAACAAGGAGCAUGGCACUGAGCGCAGUGGCAGUCUGUACAAGAAAAGUGAUGGAAUCAGAAAAGUGUGGCAGAAAAGGAAGUGCUCAGUUAAAAACGGUUUUCUUACAAUUUCCCAUGGUACAGCUAACCGACCUCCAGCAAAGCUCAAUCUGUUAACCUGCCAAGUGAAAACAAACCCAGAGGAGAAAAAGUGUUUUGACCUCAUAUCACACGACAGAACAUACCACUUUCAAGCAGAGGAUGAACAGGAAUGUCAAAUAUGGACAUCUGUGCUACAAAACAGCAAAGAGGAAGCUUUAAAUAAUGCAUUCAAAGGAGAUGAUAACACAGGAGAAAAUAAUAUUGUCCAGGAACUGACAAAAGAAAUUAUAUCUGAAGUCCAGAGGAUGACUGGAAAUGAUGUUUGUUGUGACUGUGGAGCACAAGAUCCUACCUGGCUUUCAACAAAUUUGGGAAUUUUAACUUGCAUUGAAUGCUCAGGAAUCCAUAGAGAACUUGGUGUUCACUAUUCCAGAAUGCAGUCACUUACAUUAGAUGUGCUGGGAACAUCUGAACUUCUGCUUGCAAAGAAUAUUGGGAAUGCUGGAUUUAAUGAGAUUAUGGAAUUCUGUCUUCCAGUUGAUGAGGUAGUCAAACCUAAUCCAAGCAGUGAUAUGAAUGCAAGAAAAGAUUACAUUACUGCCAAGUAUAUUGAGAGAAAAUAUGCAAGGAAGAAGCAUGCAGACAAUGCAGCUAAAUUGCAUGCUCUUUGUGAAGCAGUGAAAUCAAGAGACAUUCUUGGAUUAGUUCAAGUGUACGCUGACGGUGUGGAUCUCACAGAAAAAAUUCCACUGGCCAAUGGCCAUGAGCAAGAUGAAACAGCACUGCACCUUGCUGUUAGGUCAGUUGAUCGAACAUCCCUUCAUAUAGUUGACUUUUUAGUGCAGAACAGUGGCAAUCUAGAUAAGCAAACAUGUAAAGGUAGCACAGCCCUGCAUUAUUGCUGUCUAACAGACAACGUUGAGUGCCUCAAACUGCUGCUGAGAGGGAAGGCUUCUAUUGAAAUAGCAAAUGAAGCAGGAGAGACACCACUUGAUAUAGCUAAACGUUUAAAACAUGCUCACUGUGAAGAGUUGCUUACUCAAGCACUGUCUGGAAGAUUUAAUUCUCAUGUUCAUGUAGAAUAUGAAUGGCGGUUACUUCAUGAAGAUCUGGAUGAAAGUGAUGAUGAUGUGGAUGAAAAGCUGCAGCAACCCAGUCCCAACCGGAGAGAGGACAGGCCUGUCAGCUUCUACCAGCUUGGAUCAAACCAACUUCAGCCUAAUGUAGCAUCCUUGGCAAGAGAUGCAGCAAACAUUGCUAAGGACAAGCAAAGAGGAUUUAUGCCAAGUAUAUUACAGAAUGAAACAUAUGGAGCAAUACUCAGUGGCAGUCCGCCUCCCAUUCAGCCUGCAGUACCUGUUACAAGUAGUGCACCUCCUCUACCUCCAAGGAAUAUUGGCAAAGUUCAGCCUUCAGUUCUUGGCAGUGGUAUUCAGACAAUUUCUUCAUCUAAUGCAAUGUGGAAGACAAAUUCUUUAGGAGUGGAAAGUAUAAGCAGGCAGAGGUCUUCAUCAGAUCCACCAGCUAUUCAUCCCCCUGUGCCGCCAUUGCGUGUAACAUCUACAAAUGUACUUUCUCCAGCACCACCACCUCCAGUGGCAAAGACAGCCAGCAUUAUAGAAGCUCUGAACCAGCAAUCGAAACAGCAGCCAGCUCCUCCACAAAACAAGCCAACCCCACCACCACUGCCCCCACAACCUCCUAGCAGAAUCUCUCAGAGAAAGCCUAUUCCUGGGACUGAGAAGUCAUCUGGCUUAACUAACAAAGGGCAGACCAGAGGACUUGGGUCCCUACAACAACCUGCAGGAGAGUCAUCUUCUGUAUGUGACAUUCCAGGAACACAGACUGGUUCUACAGCAAAUACUUUGGCACAAAUCCAGCCACCAGCACCAAUGCCAAGGAAAUCACAAAUAUCAAAAACUAAACCCAAGAGAGUAAAAGCAAUUUACAACUGUGUAGCAGAUAACCCAGAUGAACUGACUUUUGCAGAGGGAGAUAUUAUUGUCGUUGAUGGUGAAGAAGAUCAGGAGUGGUGGAUUGGUCAUAUUGAUGGAGAUCCCAGUCGGAAAGGAGCUUUCCCUGUAUCAUUUGUGCACUUUAUUGUUGACUAGAUUGCUACUGAUAAGUGGAGACAUUUCUCAUUUCCAGCAGUCACAGAAACAAGUUUUGUUCUAUUUCAUUUCACCUACCUAUCCGCAGCCACCUUGCCAGAGCACUGCCCAAGUCCUAGGUACUGUAGCUUACUUUUUUAUUGCCAUUGUUCUGGUUUGGGGACUUUUAAACUUUUUUCUACGUGAAAACUUCUCAUAAGCAGUUUACACUUUUAAAUAAAAACAACUCUUCCUGUAUCUUUCAAGGUGAACUGAAAAGCUUUAACAAUCAAAAUCCAUGUGUCCGAGUAUCACAACAUUAUGAAUGUUCUUAUCGAUCAAUUCACUGUAAUUUUAUUAUCCCGUUUGUAACAUGACAGUACAACAGUUCAGUGUUGCUUCCCCGGUUAAAGAAAUUGUGUGUGCAUCUACCAGGGCAGGGAACUUACCCAGUUCUUGAUGCCAUUUGAAAUGUUGGAACCAAAACAUGCCAGCUGCUGUAGUUCUGAAGUGGACUCGUUCAGUAGCUUGCCAUAUUGGUUGUCAUCAAAAAUGCCAACAGUUGCAGAAGAAAUUGUUUUAAUUAUGUGUCUUUGGCCAGGUGAAAGUGAAAAAGUACUUCAGUUUACUACAGGAGAAAUUUCUUUCUUUCAGAAUGGAUGUAGAUAUUUGCUUAAAGUUAUCUGAAAUCUGUGUUAGUUGUUGAACUCUCUAGUUCUGAUUUUGUGAGCUUGAGACUGUUUUGUUUUUCUAUGCUGCAUGUGUGUAGAACCUGUUUUUUGAAUGUUCUUUAUGUAUGUUACAUCCAUUUUGGUCACUUAAUGUGACUACUGCUGGUUAACUAAACUAUGGCAAUAUUAAUGAGUUACUACAUUAACUCAAGGAUUUGAAAACUGCACUUCCUGAAAUGUACUUAAGUAUGAUGAUGGAUUGCAGAACAUUUCUUACGCUUGUCUCAUUAUAGCAUUAAGACUUUGUUUUUAAAUUCUUGAAUUUUCUUUAAAUCAUCCAGCAAUGUGUUCACAGAGAGAACAUAUUUGGUGGACCAUGUAGGUAAUUAUCCUUGGUCAAUGAGACACCUGACACCUCACAAGUUCACUACGUUCUGUUCUGGUUUAUGAAAUUUGUGUGCCACUACCUUGCAAACAAUGAUAGUUUGCCAACUCACUCUGUAUUUAUAUAGAAUACCCACGUAUAUGGUAGCUACACUGUUGUUAAACUUGUUUUGCUGAUUUGUGAACAAAAGCUAGGCCAUGGAUAGUUCCCAGGUGGUUGUUGGAAUUUAAAACACCAAUACAGAUCGGACAUCAUUUUGAUGUUUGUGUAUUGUGAAAUUGUACCAGGUUUUGCUUAUGCUACAGGAAACAACUGAGGCAUAGGAUACAGAAAAUCAAUGUCUAGGUCACAUUGGCUUUGAUCACGUUAUGUGAACAUUGUAUCUCUAGAUUUAUCAAGAGAGCUUUGAAUUUCUGGCAAAUGGUGCUUAAAUUGGCCAUUUCAUAUUGGAAGGAAUGGAAAACAGGCCACCACCACAUCUGUGCUUAUUUGGAGGAAAAGCACGUUGCAAAAAUGCUGGAAGAGCAACACUGAUCUCACCCUGUAUCACCCUUCCUGAAUGGUACCGCUGGUUGAUGCCUCUUGGGCGUGUGGGUACAGCCACGUAGAUGUGUAAUUUUCACUUCCUAGAUGCUGUUGCUGCAGUAUAAAUGGGGAACAAACUGGAAUGUUUCAAGAUAUUUUUAUUGCAAGUUGAAGCAAAUUAGUCUGUAUUUUCAAAGUUCCCAGUAAAAUGAUAGAGUAAUAGUUUAGCACUACAGUUUUAUUCACUUACUGAUAUGUUCAGUUUGCAACACUAUUUUGUAUGUUUCUAUCCCUGAUAGAGUCUAGAGAGUAAAUGGGCAUAUUAUUUUGCACAGAUCUCCUAAUGUACAGUAUUUUUAACACAGAAUCUUAUAGUGUAUGUAACGAUUCGUAACAUUAAAAAAUGAUACAAAUUUCCCUUGAGUUCUGCUAGAAGAGGAAUAGAGUAAAAUGUCGCAACUUUGUUCACAGGUCACUUAAAAAACAGGAAACUUGUAGACUUCAACUUAAUAGCACUAACAGUGCAGACAGGUAAAAUCCCAAGGACCAAUAAAGAGCAGCUAAGCAAAAUGUAUCCCCUGAUUUUCUCAGUUUCUCAAAAGGUUUUCUCCUCUGGCAGAGAAAAUGAAAUUCUAGAGCCUGUAGAUAUCUAUUUAUAAUAUAAAAUUAAGAAUUUUAAGUCCAAAAUUUUGGCAUAUCUCAUACAACUUUUCAAAUCUGAUUCAAAAAAUCUAUUAAUAGACAGACUAUUAGGUUGCUGUGUUAACUGUUUAAAAAGGAGCAAGUGACACUUAAAAUGCAGCUUAGAAUGCUAUGAGAUGUAUAAUAUUCAAUUCAGUUGUUUUUAUUUUGUUUAGUUGCAGAGCAACUGUAUAUAUUGUAUAACCUAAAAUCAACUCUUAUUUUCAAUGUCCUGGAUGCAGUGAUUUAUAAUUAGAGCAUGAUUAAUAAAUUUUACUCUUGUUAACCAGUCAAAUGUCUGGAAAAAUAAAACUACUUUUAAAAUCA